Molecule: messenger RNA, 2884 nt
Organism: Heteronotia binoei (common prickly gecko)
Lineage: Eukaryota; Metazoa; Chordata; Lepidosauria; Squamata; Gekkonidae
Gene: GATA6
Product: GATA binding protein 6
Exons: 6
Coding region: 76-1527 (483 amino acids)
Biological process (GO): epithelial cell differentiation; positive regulation of transcription by RNA polymerase II; negative regulation of transcription by RNA polymerase II
Cellular component (GO): nucleus
Molecular function (GO): zinc ion binding; DNA-binding transcription factor activity, RNA polymerase II-specific; RNA polymerase II cis-regulatory region sequence-specific DNA binding
Source: RefSeq, a predicted model, not a curated record
CUUUGUGUCUCCCUCGCAGAAGCCAGCCUCGGAGGAGCCGGAGGGGAGAGGCGGAGCUGAGCGCCGCAGGGCUGGAUGGCCCUGGCAGAGGGCGGCUGGUGCUUGCUGAAGCGCUGCGGGCCCGACGCGCCCCCGGGCCGGGAGCUGCCUUCGCCCCCGUCGCCGUCCGGCUACUCCCCGUCGCGGACCGCCAAGCCCGAGAGCCUGGCCGAGGGAAGGGCCCUGCGCGGCCCCUUUGUCUCUUUGGCGUCCGCGCCGUCCAGCCUGCCCAGCUGGGAGGACCUGCUGCUCUUCGCCGACCUGGAUCAGGCCAACAAGCUGCUGUGGUCCAGCCGCGCAUCGGCCAAGCUGAGCCCGGAGCCGGGCCCGCCGCCGCCGCAGCCGCCGGUCGAGGACAUGUACCACCCUCACCAGAGCCUGCCCGGCGGCGCCUACGAGGGCCCUGCGCCCCCCGGCUUCGCCUCCCCUGCCGCCGCCGGCUCGCCUGUCUACGUGCCCACCACCCGCGUGGGCUCCAUGCUGCCCUACCUGCAGAGCCCCGCCGGGACGGGCCAAGGGGGACCGCAGCCAGCCUGGCCGCCGCCGCCCGCCCCCGAGAGCCCUUCGUCCGUCUACAGCGGGGGCUGCGCUGCCGGUCGCUUCGCCUACUCGGCCGGGAGCCCCUCGCCCGCCCACAGCGGCGCCGCCCGCGACCCGGCAGCAGCCUACAAUCCCCGCGAGCAGUUCCGGCCCCUGAACGGAUCCUACUACGGGCCCUACGUCGGUGCUCAGCUCGGGCCCCCCAGCUGGCCCGCCGGCCCCUUCGACAACUCCGUGCUCCACUGCCUGCCCAGCCGGCCGCCCCUCGCCGUGCGCCCCUCCAGUGCAGACCUCCUAGACGAUCUGUCCGAAAGCCGGGAAUGUGUCAAUUGUGGCUCCAUCCAGACCCCCUUGUGGAGAAGGGACGGCACUGGCAACUAUUUAUGCAAUGCCUGUGGACUGUAUACCAAGAUGAAUGGCCUCAGCAGACCCCUCAUCAAGCCCCAGAAGAGAGUGCCUUCUUCAAGACGACUGGGUUUGUCUUGUGCCAACUGUCACACUACAACCACCACCCUCUGGCGCAGGAAUGCAGAAGGAGAGCCUGUUUGCAAUGCUUGUGGCCUCUAUAUGAAACUUCAUGGGGUGCCUCGACCCCUUGCUAUGAAAAAAGAGGGAAUUCAAACCAGGAAACGGAAACCAAAGAACAUAUCUAAGACAAAGUCAUGCUCUGGUAAUAAUAGCAAUAAUGCAGUUCCUAUGACUCCAACUUCCACGUCUUCGACGAACUCAGAUGACUGUAGCAAAAAUGCUUCCCCUAGUACACAAACCACAGCCUCAGGGGCAGUCUCUUCAGUGAUGCCCAGCCGAGGAGAGAGCGCCAGUCCUGAGACUAGCACACUCAAAUACUCAGGUCAGGAGGGGUUAUAUUCAGGAGUCAGCCUGACCUCUACUGCAGAAGUUACAGCCUCCGUGAGACAAGAUUCCUGGUGCGCCUUGGCACUAGCAUGAAUUGGUGGUGAUAGAGAUGGAUACUUACACUGGGCUGCAACCUGUAGUUGGCUACCCUUUGCAUUGUGUAUUUUCUUUUAUCAAGCAGACCAAGAAGCAAUGAAAGUGCUGGCAGGGAUAUUCCUUACAAGUUGUCCUGGUGCCUUGAUUCUAAAGGUGUUUACUCUCAAGGUCUUGUUUGAUUGCCCACAUCCUCAACUAUGCAACAGAAUCAAGGGAACUUAAGCCACUUCUGUUAGUUCCACCACCACCAGGGGUGCCUUUCUGCACUAUUGAUAACCCCCUGAAGUAAAUCUUCACCACAGCUACCAGUGCUGCCUUAUGUAUUUGAGGAUUAUGAUGUAUUUGUGUCACUUCCACUCAACUGACGUUCAGGAUCUCAUCGGUGUUGACAUUUCUUGUGGGCAAAAGCUUUCAUUGUCAGGGAGAGUGUGACACAGAACAAGCAAUGAGUGUGUGGCUCAUUCCAACAUGUGCAUCAUGAAACUUGAGAAGUCGAUGUGUUCUCCUUUCCCAAGUCAGUGUGUUCCAGCUACAGGCUUCUCCUCACAGCAUGCCCACGUUUCUGAAUAGCUUUUUAAAAAACGAAACAGAUUUCAGUCUCGCCCAACAAAGUAAAUCAUAUUUGGUACACCCUUCUCAAGUUAGGACUGGCCACUAGAACUUUUGUUUAAAGUAUUUGCAAGGCUGCAUUAUAGCUUUUCACAUGUACUGUGAUGGAGGUUGAUGGAGUUUCCUAUAUGGUGACUGAACUAUACACAGUCAGAAAUCGUCAACAGGGUAGCAUUCAGAUUUUUCUCCCUUCCCUGCAUUCAAUAAUUUUUUAUAUAAAAGUGCAAUUUGUGUUGCAGCAAUCAGUGUUAAAUCGUAAGCAUAAGAUUUAACAGUUUUUAUAUGAAUGAAUGGAAUGAAUGUAAACGUUUUAACUUAAUGGUACGUAAAUAAUUUAAAAGAAAAGUUAGGCAUCCCUGUAGGGUUUUUUAUUGCAACAAAGAUGUUCUACUUCUGUGUUACUGAUUAUUAAAACAAAAGUUUCAAGAACAAAUAUUUUCUCAGGAAAAUUGACCCUAAAUGACUAUCCAGUCAUAAGCCUUUCUAGAUAACUACCAAUUCAUCCUCACUACUUUGACACUGAAUAAAGUAUGUGCUAGAAAAAUAUCAACUGCAGUGAAACUUUACUACCUAAUGGUUUCCUAUGUAAAUACUCCAUACAAUAUUUAGGUUUCUUUAAAAUAUGCAAUCUGUAUAAUGUAGCUGACCGAUAGCUAGGUUGGUAUACAUAUUAAAAAUGGGAUUUCAUAUGGUAAGUUGUUUUCAUCGAAGGUUAAAAAAAUAAAAAGGUUAUGUGUUUUCUGUA